AUGGCAUCCAAGAAAACGAAAGGCAAGCAGAAGUUGGAAAUCAAGAGGAUUGAAAAUCACGAUGAUAGACUUGUAACGUUUUCUAAGCGUAGGUCUGGAAUCUACAAAAAGGCAAGUGAGCUUAUUACUUUAACUGGAGCUGAAAUUGCUUUUGUAGUGUUCUCACCAACAGGCAAACCUUUUUCAUUUGCUCAUCCUUCUGUUGAAUCUAUUGCCAAUCGUUUUCUUGGAAAAGAUCCUCCAUAUGAUAACAUUCAUCCUCUCGUGGAGGCUUAUCGGCAAACAAGAAUUGAAGAAUUAAAUAAGAAGAACAUUGAGAUGGCAGAUCAACUAGAUAUUGAUAAAGAAAAGGGUCAGAAGUUAAAGAAUCAACUAGAAGAAAAUGAGAGCGAAAGCUGGUGGGAUGCUAAAGUCCAGGAGCUUAACUUACAAGGGCUUAUUGAAUUAGAGGCAAAGUUUAAGGUGUUACACAUGACCUUGUGCAAUAAAAUCAUGGGGAACAAUAAUGGAGCUCCGUCUUCUCAACAUUUUCCUUCCAACUAUCCUCCCAAAAUUGGGGGUUUUGAUAAGGGAGAGGAGAUUGAUGGGUUCGGGUUGCUUGAGAGAGAGUGCCUGCUUGUUGGAGGCUUGGACUGGUGGAGAUGGCUAUUUUUGGGUAGUGAUGAACAACGGGUUGUGUUACGACUAUCAGGGGCAAUGAUUUUGUUAAGGAUGGUUUGUGGUAGAAAUGGUGACAGUGGUGGAUUGCGUGGAGUGAGAGGCACAACUAUCCAAAAGCCAUCUCGAGUUGUUAGGGGUGGUUGUGGUAAGAUGAGCUUGUGGUUGCCACGGUGCUAUUGGAGUGGACUACCACCGUGUAGCCGAUCGUGCAAUUGUCGGUGGUUGGGUGCCAAAAUGUUGGUAGCAAAACACAAGGCAUUAUACCACAUUAUGGCCCCGAGUGCAACACUAUUGAUGGCGAUUAAGGUAGAGCCGAGGAGAAGGGUGACUACCGGGUUGAAGAACGACGGACCCAAAGCCGGUCUUGGGGCGCCGACUUCAAUUUUCAUAAUUGAAACAUGGCUGAAUGUAGUUGACGGUGGCGGGAAAGAGUGA
Dovyalis caffra is the source of this 1095-nucleotide messenger RNA. Lineage: Eukaryota; Viridiplantae; Streptophyta; Magnoliopsida; Malpighiales; Salicaceae. The record is from the annotation of a GenBank genome assembly.